AUGGCAGCAACACAACGUGUGGUCAUCAUAGGAGCUGGAAUCGUGGGCGCCAACCUUGCUGAUGAACUGGUCUCGCGGGGAUGGCAGGACAUCACCGUCGUCGAGCAGGGCCCGUUGAACCUGCCGGGUGGCUCAACCUCGCACGCUCCCGGGCUGGUCUUCCAAACCAACGGUUCGAAGACAAUGACUCGUCUCGCACAAUAUACCGUUGACAAACUCCGAUCGCUAAGUGAUGAGAAUGGCAUGCCGUGCUUCAAUUCGAUAGGAGGUCUCGAGGUGGCCACGACGCCGGCCCGAGUCGAAGAGCUCAAGCGCAAGCUCGGCUAUGCGAGGUCCUGGGGUGUUGAUGCGCGUCUUCUAACCAAGGAAGAGUGUUUGGAGAAGUAUCCUCUUCUGAACAAGGAUCUCGUGCUAGCUGGUCUUCACACUCCGACCGAUGGUCUCGCGUUAGCUGCCCGCGCAACCCAGCUGCUUAUCGCCCGGACCCAGCAGGCCGGGGUCCGUUACCGAGGCUCGACGCUUGUUACAGGCAUUGAACAAACAGGAUCUCGUGUGACGGGCGUAAAAACCUCCCAGGGUAUCAUUCCGGCCGAUAUCGUCAUCUCCUGCGCCGGCUUUUGGGGCGUCGAAAUCGGAGCCAUGGCUGGGGUCGCCAUCCCUCUUCUACCACUUGCCCAUCAGUAUGCGAAGACGACCACCGUGCCCGCUCUAGCGAAUCGCGACGUCAAUCACCGUCCGAACGGAAUGAAUGCGAGUAUGCCCAUCUUGCGGCAUCAGGAUCAGGAUCUAUACUACCGGGAGCAUGGAGAUCAGGUGGGGAUUGGAUACUAUGGACACCGUCCUAUGCCGGUGGUGGCUGCGUCCUUGGGGCAGACUCCGGAGCACGUUGACGAGAAGCACAUGCCCUCUCGACUCGAGUUCACGGCCCAGGACUUUGCGCCCGCCUGGAAGGCCUCGCAGGAACUGCUACCUGUUCUCCGCGAGACCCAUUUGGAGGACGGAUUCAACGGCAUCUUCUCGUUCACCCCAGACGGGGGGCCCCUCGUUGGACAAGCCUCUAACCUCGACGGAUUCUAUGUAGCAGAAGCCGUCUGGGUCACCCACUCCGCCGGAGUCGCGCGAAGCAUGGCGGAGCUGCUCACAGACGGGGCAUCCACCAUCGAUCUCACGGAGUGCGAACUAUCUCGCUUCGAGGAAGUACAGCUGAGCCGGGACUACGUCAACGAGACCUCGCAACAGAACUUCGUAGAGAUCUACGACAUCCUCCAUCCCCUCCAACCGAGAGAAUCUCCCCGCCAGCUCCGGGUAAGCCCCUUCUACGAGAAACAACGAGCACUGGGCGCCUUCUUCCUCGAACUCGGCGGCUGGGAGCGCCCAUUCUGGUACGAAGCAAACGCACAGCUCCUCCACGCCCUCCCAGCACAAUGGCAACCACCUCCCCGAGACACCUGGUCAUCGCGAUACACCUCCCCGAUCACUGCCGUGGAAGCAUGGAAGACCCGCAAUGCCGUCGCCAUGUACGACCUAACCUCCUUCCACCGCGUACAAGUAUCCGGACCCGGCGCAGCCACCCUCCUGCAGCGCCUCACCACAAGCGACAUCACCGCUCCUCCCGGCGCCAUCACACACACCCUCCUCCUCAACAGACAGGGCAAAAUCCGCAGCGACAUCUUCGUCGCUCGUCUGGAACCCGACCUCUUCCAAAUCGGCGCCAACACCGCAACCGACGUCGCCUACUUAGCCGUCGAAGCACGUCGCCAGAGACAACACACCCCGGCCCAAUGGGUCCAGGUAUCCGACAUCACCGGCAGCACCUGCUGUAUCGGCCUCUGGGGCCCUCGCUCACGGGCCGUUAUCCGCGCCGUUUCCAACGACGACUUCUCCACCACCGCUCUACCCUACAUGUCCGUCAAACGUGCCACGAUAGCCGGGAUCCCCAUUACCGCGCUCCGCAAAUCCUACGUCGGUGAACUCGGCUGGGAAGUCCAAACCAGUGCCGAAUAUGGUUCCCGUCUAUGGGAUGCGCUCUGGCAGGCUGGUAAACCGCACGGGCUUAUCGCCGCGGGCCGUAGCGCUAUGAACGCCCUGCGGCUGGAGAAAGGGAUUCGGACAUACGGAGUGGAUAUGACGACGGAGCAUGAUCCGCUCGAAGCGGGAGUUUUUCAUCUAGUUGAUUUGGACAAGAAGGAGGAGUAUGUGGGUAAGGCCGCGCUUCAGAGUGCUGCGCAGCGGAAGCAACCCCCUUUGAGAAGGCUGCGGUGUUUGACUAUUGAUGAUGGACAUUCUAUGGUAAUGGGAAAGGAACCCGUCUAUUUCGGUGGGAAGCCCGUCGGGUAUGUCACUACUGCGGUGUUUAGCUAUACAACAAAGAGGCCCGCUGCGUAUGCGUGGCUGCCCGGGAGGGUUCGUGAGGGGGAUGCAGUUGUGAUUGAGUAUUUUGGGAGGCAAGUUAAGGCAACGGUGUCGGCGGAUCCGUUGUUUGAUCCACGGGGGAGCAAGUUGCAUCGGGAGGAUACGGGCGCAGAUGGAUUUGAGACGCCGUUGAAGAAUCGCUUGUAA
This is a messenger RNA of Aspergillus niger, 2559 nucleotides long. RefSeq lists its product as uncharacterized. NCBI's taxonomy places the organism in Eukaryota, Fungi, Ascomycota, Eurotiomycetes, Eurotiales, Aspergillaceae. Gene Ontology annotation, molecular function: oxidoreductase activity; protein binding. Gene Ontology annotation, cellular component: mitochondrion. The record is from RefSeq and is a predicted model, not a curated record. The coding region runs from base 1 to 2559 and encodes 852 amino acids. The transcript has a single exon.